Rana temporaria (common frog) is the source of this 728-nucleotide messenger RNA. RefSeq names its product BUD31 homolog (gene BUD31). NCBI's taxonomy places the organism in Eukaryota, Metazoa, Chordata, Amphibia, Anura, Ranidae. The record is from RefSeq and is a predicted model, not a curated record. Gene Ontology annotation, biological process: mRNA splicing, via spliceosome. The transcript is spliced from 5 exons. The coding region runs from base 162 to 596 and encodes 144 amino acids. Gene Ontology annotation, cellular component: spliceosomal complex; nucleus.
AGUAAAAUUAGAGAAUCCGGGAAGGACCCCGGCGGCGUGGUGACGUCAUCAUUCAGCGUUUACACGGAAGUGGUGAGCAGCGUUUCCGGGUCAAAGAGCUGUGUGUGGAGAGCUGGGAUUUCGGGCUGUUUGUACUCCGCUGUGUUCAGGUAGUUGGACCAAUGCCGAAAGUAAAGCGAAGCAGGAAGCCUCCUCCAGAUGGAUGGGAGCUGAUAGAACCUACAUUGGAUGAACUUGAUCAGAAAAUGAGAGAAGCUGAAACCGAGCCUCAUGAAGGGAAGAGGAAAGUGGAAUCUCUGUGGCCAAUAUUCCGUAUUCAUCAUCAAAAAACUCGUUAUAUAUUUGACCUCUUUUACAAGAGAAAAGCUAUAAGCAGAGAAUUGUAUGAUUAUUGCAUCAGAGAAGGGUAUGCAGACAAGAAUCUUAUUGCAAAAUGGAAAAAACAAGGGUAUGAGAACUUGUGCUGCUUACGUUGCAUACAAACUAGAGAUACAAAUUUUGGAACCAACUGCAUUUGUCGAGUCCCCAAGAGCAAGCUUGAAGUGGGGAGAAUUAUUGAGUGCACGCAUUGUGGCUGCAGAGGAUGCUCUGGAUAAAGACCUGUUUGUUUUUUUUUUUUGUUUUUUUUUCAUUUAUAGUGUUUUAAAAUGGUAAUUGUUUGUUCCAGAUAUCUUAAUGCUAUUCAAUGUGUUUUAAUAAACUUGAUGUCCACCUUUUGUUUGCUUUUA